CAAGGAAGGAAGCCUGAUCGCCUGUGAUCGCCUGAGUCCUCGUGCGCAGGAGCAGGAGGGUUUGAAUUGGUCUUGGAAGGGGGUCGACAGUUGUGGGAGGAGGAUUUCGGAUGGCUUCCUGUCGUCCUGGUCAGGCUCAGCGGCAAAUGGCUUCUGUCAACAUGUAGCUACUACCGUAGAAGCUUGUGCAAUAGUUGCCAGCUGCGAUUGAUCAGUCGUAUGCACUCCCAAUUGGCUACAGUAGGCUUCCGGUUCGGAUGUAAUAAGGUGAUUGCUGGCCAUCCAGGUGAUUACAGAUUAGGGUUCGCACUUGGUGUUUGACCUGAUUCGUUUCAUUGUAUAGGCGUGUAACAAGCACAAUCUGUGAGGCAUUCUGGGCAGCGCAACCAUGGCGCUUGUCGCAGAAAGCCAUGUUGGAACAUGCGCGUGUUCCCUGGUGGCUAGUACGUCUGCCUAUGACCGGCAGGAAUCGGGCUCUUUUGCGGGGACGUCAUCACUAGUUCGAGAGGCAAGAGCAACCUCAAGGCAUCGGCUGCAAACCUUUGGUCUGAGGACGGAGAAAGCAAGGAAGGCUCACGGGGAGGGUCUCUGGCCAGAGUCACAAGGCCCAGCUUGUUAUAGGAGUCCAAAAGUGCACCUGCAGGCAACUAGAUGCUUCCAGGAAGCUGCCGUUGCAGCAAGCAAGGAGGAGAGGGCGACAACUAGCGGAGGGAGAAGUCAAAUGGCGACGGCGGAGCAGCAGCUGUUUGCAGGGCUUCCUGUUCUGGAAAGAGAACAGGCGGUGGAGAAAGACGGGCUUUAUCCGGACUUGAGGCGGCCUGCCAGAACGGAACAAGAAGUGUUGCUUUCACAUUACAUACCUGUCUACGUUAUGCUUCCGCUCGACACCGUGACCCCUGACAACUUGCUCUCCCAUCCCGAGCGCCUCCUCAACAGCCUGCGAGCACUGAAAGCGGCGGGUGUCGAUGGUUGCAUGGCCGACGUCUGGUGGGGCGUUGUUGAAAAGAACGGCCCGAAGCAGUACGACUGGUCCGCAUACCGCGCGCUCUUCUCCGCCGUCAGUUCUGUGGGGCUCAAGAUGCAGGUUGUCAUGUCGUUUCACCAGUGUGGGGGUAACACGGGGGACAGUUGCUACAUCCCGUUACCCCCCUGGGUGCUGGACAUUGGGGAGCUGAAUCCCGACAUCUUUUUCACCAACCGGGACCGGAUGCGCAACCGGGAGUAUCUCAGCUUUAGCAUAGACGAGCGACCAGAGUUGGACGGGCGGUCAGCCAUCCAGGUGUACAAGGACUUCAUGGUCAGUUUCAGGAACGAGAUGCGGGAGUUCUUUGAGGCGGGUCUGUUUCACGAGAUCGAGGUCGGGGUGGGGCCUGCCGGAGAGUUGCGGUUCCCCUCAUACCCCGAGACGCAUGGGUGGCGAUUCCCAGGCAUUGGGGAGUUCCAGUGUUACGACCGGUACAUGUUGGAGCAGCUAGGCAAAGCUGCGGAGGCGGUGGACCGCUACGAGUGGGGCUACUCCGGCCCGCACGACUCGGGGCGCUACAACGACUGGCCGCACGCGACCGGCUUUUUCGGCAGCUACGAGUCGUUCAACAGCGAGUACGGGCGCUUCUUCCUGGAGUGGUACUCGAACGUGUUGCUCAAGCACGGGGACAAAGUGCUCGAGGCGGCGUCGGAGGCGUUUGAGGGGUGCACCACGCGGCUGGCGGCAAAGGUGGCGGGCGUCCACUGGUGGUACAACUCGCGAAACCACGCGGCGGAGCUCGCGGCCGGGUACUACAACACGCGCGAGCGGGACGGCUACCUCCCGAUCGCGGCAAUGCUCAAGCGCCACAACGCGACCCUCAACUUCACGUGCAUCGAGAUGCGCAACUCGGAGCAGUGGUUCGAGGCGAAGUGCUCCCCGGAGGGCCUCGUACAGCAGGUUUUGAACGCCGCGUGGAGCCAGGGCGUCGAAGUCAGCUGCGAGAACGCGCUCCCGCGGUACGACCUCGGGGCGUUCGAUCAGAUCAUUGGGAAUGCGCGGCCGGACGGGGUGCGAAUGGACGGGGUUCCCGUGCGGCGGAUCAGCUCGUUCACGUUCCUGCGGCUGGGGCCGGAGUUGAUGAUUGAGCACAACUGGAACGAGUUUGUGCGCUUUGUGCGGCGCAUGCACGCGGGGCUGGAUUAUCACCCGACCCCCGAGCUCUACUUCCGACCCCUUUGCCCGAUCACGCGGACUCAGGCGGAGGCGUCGGUUGCGCCCCCCCCAACGGAAACGGAAGAGCUGCUGGCCGAGGCUCCUGUAAAUACCUCCCCCGAGGACCAAGAUCAGACCAGCGGCUUCUUUGGCAACGUGUUUGGGUGGAGUUCGAAAAAGGCGCCCGAAGGCCCUUCCGAGCCUGUCGCGACCACCGCCAGCGAGCCCACUUCGCUCAUUCUGCGAGAGGAACCCCCCAAUUGGUUCUCCUUCCUCUCUCCCCCCCCUCCUGAACCAGAGAUCGAGCCCGCACCCGAAACAUCUUUUACCCCCUCACCCGAAACCACGCCCAGUUCAGUAGCCGCAGUAGUGCCGCCCCCUGUCACGCUAGAGAUCGAGAUUCUGGAAGUCGAUUCCACGCUUUUGGAAGCCGAUCAGACCAUCGAUGUUAGGGACGAAAGUCCGCCCGCUCUAGUUUCCCCCGGGGGGCCUCGGUUGGACGGCCCGAUGCUCGAACCGGUUGCUCUGGAGGAGCCAGGGGAGCUCUGGAAGGGCAAUCUUGAGGUUGGGAUUAACCGGUUGCUCCCGGUGGAAGAACCGGCGCCCCUGGAAGCACCGAGACGGAGUGUUGAAAGCGGGGCGAUCGAGAGCAUUGGUUCCGGGGGGGUGGACGCCGAGGAGGAUUCUUUGAGCGCGUAUUAUGGGCGGCUAGCGCGGAACGCCCUCGAAAAGAAGAGGGCAUUAGAAAGGGAGGCGCGGGAAGGGGCGCCGGUGGCUUUAGAUGCCGAGGUAAUUCCGGCCGGGACUGAUUCGGAGGCGCGCGAUAGCGAGGAGGGUUCCGGGCAGACCGGAGGGGUCAUGCGAUUCUUUGCGACGACGUUGAUUGGGCUCGUGAUUGGGCUAGCGCUUUGGCUGUGUAGCCCGAACGCGUCAGCUUCGAGGUUACGGAUUGCAACCGAGUUAGAUCAACAGGUACAGAUUGUCGCGAGGACGGUGCUGAGUGCGAGUAGGGAAGCGGAUAGCGCCCGCCGGAGCGUGGGCGAUUUCUCAUUCUCAUUCUUUCGGGAGCAGGGGAGUCAGGUGCAGGCGAUCAAAGCGUCGAUCACGAGGGAUGUAGGGCAGACCGUCGAUCAGACGGGGCUGGUUGCUCGCUUUGUCAAGGAGCAAGGCAAGAAGGGUGUCAGCAGAUUUGCUGACGUCAUCAAGGAUAAGGUGAUUCAAGCACAGGGGCAAGCAGCCAAGCUUGGGCAUGCUGCUCGGUUGCAGCUGGAGAGUUGGCGGGGAUGAGUGUGGUUAUGAUUGGGUUGCAACAGGGUGUGCGAAAGGGUUUGCUGCGACUAAUGGACCAACGACUACUUGUGCGUUUCAUAGAAGUAACGAGCUGCUAGAGAUCAAGUUGUAACGGGCUCGACAGUGCAAUCUACUUGGACACUCACAUGUCUGUUUUACAGUGAGUUGAGACAAUAUAUUGGUGUAAGUAUGGAUAUUAAGUCGGACCUUUCUAAGACGCCUUUUGAGUUCCUCUCCAAUAGCAUGCCUCGAGCACGUUGUAAAAUUGUUUUCAAAUGGGU
This is a messenger RNA of Klebsormidium nitens, 3750 nucleotides long. Lineage: Eukaryota; Viridiplantae; Streptophyta; Klebsormidiophyceae; Klebsormidiales; Klebsormidiaceae. The record is from the annotation of a GenBank genome assembly.